This is a messenger RNA of Neocloeon triangulifer, 1835 nucleotides long. Its product is annotated as PI-PLC X domain-containing protein 1-like. The transcript is spliced from 8 exons. Bases 369 to 1733 code for a protein of 454 amino acids. The record is from RefSeq and is a predicted model, not a curated record. Gene Ontology annotation, molecular function: phosphoric diester hydrolase activity. Gene Ontology annotation, biological process: lipid metabolic process. NCBI's taxonomy places the organism in Eukaryota, Metazoa, Arthropoda, Insecta, Ephemeroptera, Baetidae.
AGGUCAUCUCGCUCGGCCACCGCCUCUGCCGCUACGUAUUACAUUUGCGUGCAGAAGCAAAGGAUCACUGGUCGCGAGAACUGGCUGCUUCUCAUGCAGAUUCGCAACUAAUGCUGGGGAGCGCAAAUUUAGACGAAUUUUAAAUAGUUAAAGAUAAGAGAUAAAAAGACGGUUUAAAAAAGUCCACAAGUUCGAGCGAUAUUCUCUGUAUAAGAGCGCGCGUCGGUCAACAGCGAAGAGCUCUUCAAGUGGCGAUAGCGUGUGGUGGUGCACCACAAAGGUGUCCAAUCUUCAACAUAUUUUGCAUGGAGAUAAUUCUGACAACAAACUUUCUGUGAUUUAUCAGUCUUUUUUUCAGAGCCAAUAAAAUGAUGGUCCGAUUAGCCGUGGUUUCAAUUUUGCUUCUCGCCGUGCCUAAUAUAAAUUCUGCUCCGGUCCACCCCAGCAGAGAGUGCAAAGCUGGCCUCCAUGUCUUCCUGACAGUCAAUUCAAUCGCUAACAAUUCCAUUGUUAACCGACUUGAACUUAACUGGGUGGGCGCUACUCCCAGUGAUGGCGAAUGGAUUGGAAUAUUUGCAUCAGACCCGGUCACCUCCGGAGUUACAAGUUUCUUGGAGAGGCUCGAUUUGAAUCCCUCAUCGGGAUCCGAUGGAUUUUACGUGACCAAAACUAUGGUGGAAAAUUUUGCAACAAAUAGCUCCGAGCUUGGAUUUGUUUCACGGUGUUUAAAUUAUCACAUUGGCUACGUUUCAAGUGGUGGUCAGGUCUUGGCCAGCGGUUGUUUGAGAAUCGAGCCGACCUGGAUGGCCGACAUGACCGGUCUCGGUGAUCAGAUCAUCAAGGACAUUUUCAUUCCUGGCACGCACGAUUCCGGCGCCUAUGGCAAUUACGACCCUAUUUUGGGCGACACCCUCGUUAUCAAGUACACCGUCACCCAGGACGAAGACCUGUUGGCCCAAUUGAUUAGAGGCGUGCGCUAUCUUGAUAUCCGAGUUGGCUAUUACGGACCGCAAAGAGCUGAAAACGUGUCCGGCUUUUGGAUAAACCACGGCGCUUUCCAAAUGCACCGCCUCGAAAAGGUUCUUGCACAAGUCAAAGAGUUUCUGGCCAACACGGAAAAGGAGAUUGUCAUUUUCGACGUCCAGGAAUUCCCCAACGGAUUUACCUCCAUCGACAUACACCACAAAUUGGUUCAAUUUUUGGAACAGGAAUUCUCUAAUUACAUCAUUCCCCGAGGAGCUAGUGACUGGAACUCAAAGAUUAGUGAUUUGAUGGCAAGUGGAAGGAUAAUUAUUUCGUAUGAUGACACGGACAUGGUGAACGCGUACCCGUGGAUUUGGAGACGAGUGGAUCAUAAGUGGGGCAACGUCCGCACUACUGAGGAUUUGUUUGCCUACCUUUCAAGCUUAAACAGUAAUCCUCCUCUAUUGAGUGCCUGGUCAGCAAUGGCCGAACUGACCCCGACCGCCUGGGACGUGGUGACGGACGAACUUGGCGGUUUGAGAAAAAUGGCUGAUUCGGUGAACAGGAACGUCACCACCUGGUACCAAGGAUCGUGGGGACAAACGGCAAAUGUGGUUGCUGUCGACUUUUACCGAGGAUCAGACAUAAUCGGGACAGCUAUUGAAUGGAACAAGCAGAGAAUCAACGGCCGCAUCAAUUGUGUGAAUCGCUGGGAACGAAACUAUUUGCGAAGAAGGCUGUUUCAGUUUUUCCAGUUCAAAUUCUUCUAAUCGCCAAGCCAAAGAAAUCGUUUAUAGGAUUAUAAAAUUAAUUAUAUGAAAAAUCAAAAAUUGAUUUGUGAUUAAAAUCUCAAAAUUGUAUUUUACCUAAAA